This is a messenger RNA of Penicillium expansum, 2703 nucleotides long. RefSeq names its product nitrogen permease regulator 3 family protein. Bases 1 to 2703 code for a protein of 900 amino acids. Gene Ontology annotation, biological process: cellular response to amino acid starvation; TORC1 signaling; negative regulation of TORC1 signaling. The transcript has 4 exons. Lineage: Eukaryota; Fungi; Ascomycota; Eurotiomycetes; Eurotiales; Aspergillaceae. Gene Ontology annotation, cellular component: GATOR1 complex. The record is from RefSeq and is a predicted model, not a curated record.
AUGAACAAAGGCACCAACGAUGAGGCGUGUCGCAAGUUGGCAAAGGAAUACCUUGCCUGCCGAAUGGACAAGAACCUCAUGGCGCCGGAUAAUUUUGAGAACCUCGGCAUCGAAAUUCGCAAAAAUCAUACCAAUCUCAACCAUGGCGAUAUGUUGGCUCUCCUCGCCCUUUGCGGUUCCCCGCAUGUGAAACCGUUUCCGCCCAGCCACUCUUACAAUCUCCAACUCCUCCACGGAGCCCCCAGCGACCAAAUGUCAUCGAUCGCCCGGCCACCAGACCCGUGCCUCGUGGCAAUCAUCCUAAUUGUGCGCUCUCGCACCGGCCCCCGCCUCGUCUUCCACUACCCCCCGAACCCGCUCAGCGAAAGCCGCAUUAAAACCACCACCACCAGGGGCGGCCGGCGCGUCUCGCGCACCCGCACCCGAUCAAAGAAUACCGAUUCGAGUUCGAGCUCUGAGAGCGACUCUAGCACCGACGAAGACGAGGAUGAACGGGAAACUCAGAGCCAUGCUGGUGGGAGUUCCGUGCUGGCGGGUCGCCGCGCUAGCAACUUCGGCCUCGAUGAUCAUCUCCCCGCCGCUUCAUCGCCUGCUGCUGGUGAGUCCCAACGCCCUGGGUCGCUAGGCUCUGGGCGCGGCUCAUCGGCUCGGAAACGGGCCCCGGGCACCGAUCCUGAUCCUGACGACGAUGCGGGAACAGCGUCUGAUCGGCCUGAUGAUGGUCCUGGGAGCUCUAGACCGCCAUGGGAGUCGCUUUUGGGUGUGCCUGGGAGUGUGUGGGAGAAAUUGCUUAGCCCAUCUAGGUCGUGGCAUAAGCGGCGUUUUGAGGUUGGGAUCAAUGAUUUAGCGCUUAUUGGUUGGCCGGUCUUUGUGCGCGAGGAUGGCUCAUGGCGCAAGCAACGACGCAAGAAGCAGAAGAAGCCUCGUGCUGAAUGGGACGGUGGGGAGUUAGGCCACAAUGAUAGUGCCGAGGAGGGCAAGAAGGACGAGCAAUUCGUUACUUCGCCUGAUCUGGGUGCCAGUGUCGCUUCUAUUGCGGAGUCGCUGACAUCGCCAACAGACAGCAAGCGUGGGUCGACCAGCGGACGGCCUGGGAAAUCUGAUGAGCCGCUUGAUCUUGACCCGGAGGACAACGACCAUAUGACAAUGUUCAAUGUUGUCUUUGUCGUGGAUCCUCCCUUACUGGAGUACUCCAUGCGUGUCAAGGAAAUCUACGAGAACAUCAUCAAGAAAUUCGCCAAGGCUCUUAAAUGGGAGCAGGCUCGCACCGAUUAUGUGUGGAAGGAGUCUCAACAUAUUUUACAAGUGAGGAGGAGAGCACGAGAGACAAAAACAUCAACCCAUAAUCUUUACUCCGAAUUGAUAUCCCAGUCUUCUCUAGCUCGAGCUAUCUACACAGUUUAUAGCAGCAUAUCGGCGUCCAAAAUCGCAUCCGUAUCGCUCAGCCCGGAUGUUUCCAUCUCGCUUCAGAUUCCACCUUUGACCUCUACAUCAUACCUUACUGGUCCUAUGGAUAAAGCAUACCCAGGCCUGUGGCUCACGACAGCAGACAGUGCAACCCCUGCCGACGAUCCAAGUGCAGAUGAAAUCAACACGCCACAUCAGGUCUUGGCAAAGCACUUUGCUCUACUUCUGCUAGACAGCGAAGCCGCCAUUGUCAAGGACAUUGAAGCGUCUGGUGGAACGCUUGCCCCUGCACUUGCGCAUUAUAUCCGAUGCUCCAAGCCAACCAAGUCAUUUGCGCAGAUUUCAGUAUCAUCAGGAAUCCCACUAUCCCAUAUCCAGAUGUUGUCGAGUCAUCUUGUAUACUGGCGUCGUGCUCGCGCCAUCCCUCCCAUCCACCAACGAGACACAUACAUCGUCUCUCCAAACUGUGACUUGAGCAAGCUUGAAAUAGCUACAAUCGCUUAUCAGACAGCAUUCCCAACAUACCCCAGUUUACCAAAAAUGCUUUCCACCCUCAGUGGCACCCCUCGCCCGUAUAGCAACUUCAUCCCCAGCAAAGACCACAAGGAGAUAUACUUUACUAUCUUGGCUUGGCUAUUACGUGGCGGCUGGGUCACCCAGCUCCGCACUUUCGCGCGCAUCAAAGUCUCGCCCGAGGUCAAAAUGGCCGUGGAGAUGGCACUGCGCAAGGAGGAAGUCGAACGAUACCUAUCUAAGGGCAACUCAAACUCGAUCUCGGUCGAUGAGGACAGCGACUCCGACGAUGAAAACGACGAUGCGAACUCCUCCUCGUCCUCUUCCCUCAACAGCCACGGCAGCGGAGAUGAAACACCCACGCCCAGUCGACUCGACGCACAUGCCCAACUGCGCUCUUCCCACAAACUCCUCGAUCAAUCAACAGCUCUCCGGCUGUCCUCUUUAAUCCUUUCCCCGCACCGCGCAUCCCCACUCGAGUCCCGCUGGCUUGACGAAAUUUUCUCCCGAUUCCCUGAUAACCCGAGAAUCAUCCAGGAAGAUGAAAACGCCAGCCCGGAUAUCACGCCCAACGAUAGCCUGGCCCUGCACAAGAAGUACUGGCCUGUCUUCCUCAAGUACUUCAAUGGCUUCGAUGCCAUGGAGAAGAUAUGCGUGCGCGAGAAUCUCAAGCGCAAGCUCGUCUGGCAGGUCCUUAUGCGCCUGGGCGUGGUGACAGGUCCACUAGGCUCGAUGGAUCUUGAUGCUCGUGAACAGGUGUUGGUUAGUGUUCGGCAUUGGUAG